GCGCUGCCACCAUGGCCUAUAACCAGUACCAGCAGCGCCCGCCUAACUACGUCGACCAGUCAGUCCUAAUUAAUGUCUUCCGCAGAGUGGACACAGACAACAGUGGUGUUAUAUCGGAUGCAGAACUCCAGCAGGCUUUAUCCAAUGGUACAUGGACACCUUUCAACCCUGUGACUGUUCGAGCUAUAAUCUCCAUGUUUGACCGGGAAUGCAAAGGAGGUGUGAACUUUACGGAGUUCACUGGGGUGUGGAAGUAUAUCACUGAUUGGCAGAAUAUAUUUCGUGCCUAUGACCGAGACAAUUCUGGACUGAUUGACAAGAAUGAAUUAAAGCAGGCCUUAUCAAGUUUUGCUGUACAGGACAGGGCAGAGUUUCUGACAAUGUCUGCUACAAAGCUACCAAGUUAUCGCCUGACAGAUCAGUUUUAUGAAAUUCUCAUUCGAAAAUUUGACAGACAGAGGAAAGGACAAAUUGCCUUUGAUGACUUUAUCCAGUGCUGCACUGUCCUGCAGAAACUAACCGAUGUUUUCCGACGCUUUGACACAGACCAAGAUGGCUGGAUACAUGUAUCAUAUGAACAGUAUCUCUCCAUGGUCUUCAAUGUAGUAUGAUGCCAAAAAGAAGAUUGGCCCAGACCAAUACAGAGACUGAAUUUCCAAACCUAAACGUUCUUAACUUACUGGAAUUUGGCGCCAUUAAGGUGCUGUAUGUUUCAGCUGCUCCUAUGUUUUCUUCACAUUGACCGUCUUAAACAAAUCUGAAGCUGUAUAGAAGAAAGACUUUUUUUUUUUUUGUUUUUUUUUGUUACUGUAUAUUAAUAAAAAAUAACCUAGCCAUAUUUUUAUUCAUAAUGCACCUAAUAGGUAAAAAAAAACCAUGGUGAGAAGCAGAUAUAUUUUGUUUACAUGAUUGUAGCAUGACUUGAUUGGUUUCAUUAAGUUCACAUCAUUGUGCCUAAUUCAGCAGUUUUCACCAAGCUGCAUGUAAGAAGUUAGAGUAACUCCAUAACGAACAUGAACAUUACCUGAAUGCAUGAUAACUUAGUCUGUAAACGUAAUCCGAAACUAGAAAGGCCAAAUAAGAGCUCUCUUCUAUGUAAAGGUUUCAGAUUAGAGCUGCCCCAUUAAAUCUGGUCUGAGCAAUAAAGGCUGUCCGAUACAACACUAGCUACUGACGCAUGCCUAUUUCAUAAGUCACUCACACAUUUGUAUGGAACGGUCGUAUACAUUCGCUAAAUUUACUGAAUGAGAAAUGUCCGUUUUUGUUGAUACUAAAACUACUUCUGAUAUAACAUAUUUUCAUUUGUGAGUCUGUCAUUCAGCAAGUGAUACAGGACGUGGGUUUGUCAGACAGGAAUGUAGUUGUCAUUAUGUCACAUUAUUUUACCCUUUUAUUGGUAAGGAUGGCAGAUUUUUCUUUAGGUGGUCCAUCCAUGGCGUCAGCUCCUGUACAAACUUAUGUACAGAUUAUCGAUGUCCAGUGCAUGCACAGGCUAGGGCGGGUGUAUACUUCUUGGUUAAUGCAUUGGGCAGGAAUCCAACCCUGCUUUGCCCAUUGCAUCAACAGUGGAUAUGUAUACUGUGGCUUUUCAUGUGUUUCACAGGACAUCAUUCCCUUAACUCCGUUUAAGACAAGUUCCGGCCUCUACUUUAUAUGUAACUUGAACUCCCAACACGCUGCCUUGUAGAAGCGUGAUACAAAUGUAUCGCGUGCAGUUUAGACUAGUAUAACAUACUUGUUUCAUAGAGAAAUCAUUUUAAAAUCGUUCAAAUUGAUUUGGACACCACAGAUUUGAUUAGGUGUUAGAUACCUUUAUAAAUGUUAACACACAACAUGUAUUGCAAAUUUUAAGGGAACCCUUUUUUUAAGGAAAGUACUGUUAAACGCAAUAGGUAGUUUAAAGCUGACAUUUGCAUGCAGACUUCCAGCAACCGCCGUCUACUGCAGGGAAGCAGAUUGUAUAAUAUUUAGCAAUAUUUUUAUUAGCAAAACCCAGUAAAAGCACAAACAGGUUUGUUUUGAUUAUCAUUACAUUAUGUUUUCCAUAUUUCCAGGUAGUAAAAUUAUAUGGGAGUGUGGUCUUUAGUACACCAUGUGUAAAUGUCCAAUUCUAGUUCUUUAUUCAUGUUUGGUCCUGAGUGAGCAUGAUGUGGCCAUCUUGUUAGCAUUACCCAUACAAGUUGCUACAGAUAUAGUGAAAACCUUUAUCGGCCUAUAAGAAGGUAAACAUUGAACUUAAGUCAGCUGAUCACUUAGGUCAGAGGUUCUCAAAUGUGAUACUGAAGGGCCCCCAACGAUCUAGGUUUUAAGUUUAUCCAUGCUUGGCCACAGGUGACUCAUUUAGCACCUCAGCCAAUUUGAUGUAACCAUUUCUGCUAAGCUAUGGAUAUACCUAAAACCUGGACGGUUGGGGUGUCUUGGGGGCUACGUUUGAGAACCUCUGACUUAAGGUGCAUACACACUUUUUGCCCAGCGUGUAUGCACAGCGAUGAUAUGAACAUCGCUGGCAGGAAACACUGAGCGAUUUUCCGUGGCCAGCAAUGUUCAGGGGGGGUGAAGCACUUUCCACAGUAGGAGACUCUGUUCAAACAGCCCGAUGGACGGCUGCGGCCAGCGAUGAUGUGGCAGCGCGCAUCAGCGCUCAUCGCCCGGCCAUACACACUGGCUGAAUUUGAGCUCAAAGUAGCUCAAAACGCCAAAAGUGAGCUACUUUGAGCUCAAAAUCGGCUAGUGUGUAUGGGCCUUAAGGCUGUUCUUUUUUUCUUAGGUGUAAAAAUGCAGAUUUGCGAUGAGUUUGCAUGGUUUUUGUACCCAAAAAAAAAUAAUAAUCAUUACUAGGCAGAAAUGCAAAGGUCCUGAUUCAGGUUUGUAAAGCAAAAAAAAAGCAAGUAACUUUGUAUGUGAAACAAACCAUGUUGCCAUCCAAGGGGAGCAAAUACAUUUAGAUUUUUUUUUCUGUCGGGGGAAAUACAGUACAAGCUGCUUUUCCAUGUAGCCCACAAAUGUUAGACAGCUUUAUUGUUACACUGCAAUUAAGUUUUCAGUUUUAGCACUCCAUCCAAAUCUAAAUCUCUCCGCACAUGUUACAUCUGCCUCACCUGCAGUGCAACAUAGUUAUGGCCAGUUGUGUGCGUUUUUGCUUUUUUUAAAAAAUCUGAAUCGGGCCCAAAGUGGGGAAAUCACCCUUGGUUUCAAAAAAGUGGCAAAUGAGAUAGCAGGACAACAUAUACGGUUUUAGUGGCCAUAAGGAAAGCAUGGCGGUUCUUACAAAGUGUCUGAUAUUUACAUUGUAAUAUUUAUGAUGGCACAAUUAUAGGCAGGUAUUUUUCAGCAAAUUAAAGCCUUUUUUUAUUUUGUGGUACAGAAACAUGUUUUAUGUGAUUUCCCCCCCCCCCCCCCCCCCAAAAAAAAUGCAGAUUUGCUGGCAAUAAGUGAGUUUAGAACUGAAUUGCAAUUUGACGUGGAAAUUGGCUCUCGGGUCCCAGCUCACUCCUAACUGAUUUAACCCCAUGCAGUCCUUAAUAUGUUGUUUCCAUAUAUCUAUUUACUACUUGCAUUCAUACCAGCUUUAUAAUACUACACAUAGUGUAACUGCUCCCUAUUAGGUGGAAUGUAAUUGGUUGAUUUUAGCUAUGAUUGUGGAUUGUGCUUGAAAUGUAUUUUGAUAGGUAUCCGGUUCAUAGGUCGACAUGCAUUUGGUUGACUGGUUCAAAUGAUCAACCGGACUAUGGUCGACGCAUGGAAAGGUCGACAUGAUUUAAUUAGUAUUUUUUCAACUUGUUCAUACUUUACCAUCCACGUGGACUAUGAUUGGGAAUACUAACCUUGCCCAAAGCCCGGUGUGCGAAUUGGUACACGAAUUGAGGUUCCACGUGCUGAAACAUAAAAUUUAAAGGCAAAAAAAUAAAGAGAACUCAUGUUGACAUUUUCACCAUGUUGACAAUUUGGUGUCGACCUUUUGACUGUCGACCCAUAACCAUUUUCAUAUAUAUGCACUAUACUGUACAUGCACUUUAAUGUGUAUAAAACGGUUUCUCCAGUAACUGCAUUCUGUGCAUAACAGAACGUCAUAAGUGCAUUUAGGAAUGAACCCGCGCACAUGGUGAAAGCAUGUUCUAUGUAUCUAACUGUAUUAUUUUCAUUUUUUUUAACAUAACCUUAACAAACUGUGAUCUUAUCAUGCCACAUUUUAUGCAAAAAAAAAUCUUAAUAAAGAAACUGAAAUGAU
Messenger RNA from Pseudophryne corroboree (corroboree frog), 4228 nucleotides. RefSeq names its product programmed cell death 6 (gene PDCD6). NCBI's taxonomy places the organism in Eukaryota, Metazoa, Chordata, Amphibia, Anura, Myobatrachidae. The transcript has 7 exons. Gene Ontology annotation, molecular function: calcium ion binding. The coding region runs from base 12 to 611 and encodes 199 amino acids. The record is from RefSeq and is a predicted model, not a curated record.